AUGGCGGCGGCGGCGGCGACUCCUGGGGGCGGCGAGGUGGCUUUAAAGCCCCGCACAUCCCCCAAGUCGGUCAAGUUCUUGUUCGGGGGCCUGGCUGGGAUGGGGGCCACCGUUUUUGUGCAGCCUCUAGACCUGGUGAAGAACCGAAUGCAGCUGAGUGGGGAAGGGGCCAAGACCCGGGAAUACAAGACCAGCUUCCAUGCCCUCACCAGCAUCUUGAGGAACGAAGGGCUUCGAGGCAUCUACACGGGGCUGUCUGCCGGGCUCCUCCGCCAGGCGACCUACACGACUACUCGCCUUGGCAUUUACACCGUUCUCUUUGAGCGCCUGACUGGGGCAGAUGGGACACCCCCUGGCUUCUUGCUGAAGGCUGUGAUUGGCAUGACAGCAGGCGCCACAGGAGCCUUUGUGGGAACACCUGCUGAAGUUGCCCUGAUUCGUAUGACCGUGGAUGGUAGAUUGCCACUGGAUCAGCGUAGAGGCUACAAAAAUGUUUUUGAUGCACUCUUGAGGAUUGCCCGGGAAGAGGGUGUCCUUACCCUUUGGAGGGGUUGUAUUCCUACCAUGGCUAGAGCCGUCGUUGUCAAUGCUGCCCAGCUUGCUUCUUAUUCACAGUCUAAACAGUUCCUCUUGGAUUCAGGGCACUUCUCUGACAACAUCUUCUGUCAUUUCUGUGCCAGUAUGAUCAGUGGUCUAGUCACCACAGCAGCCUCUAUGCCUGUGGACAUUGUUAAGACCAGGAUCCAGAAUAUGCGAAUGAUUGAUGGGAAGCCCGAGUACAAGAAUGGACUGGACGUGCUGGUAAAGGUCAUUCGAUACGAAGGAUUCUUCAGCCUCUGGAAGGGAUUCACCCCUUACUAUGCCCGGCUUGGCCCCCAUACUGUCCUCACCUUUAUCUUCCUGGAGCAGAUGAACAAAGCCUACAAGAAGCUCUUUCUCAGUGGUUGAGGAGCCCCAAGGGUGCCUGAGGACCAGGAGGAC
Trichosurus vulpecula (common brushtail) is the source of this 981-nucleotide messenger RNA. RefSeq names its product mitochondrial 2-oxoglutarate/malate carrier protein-like. The transcript has a single exon. The record is from RefSeq and is a predicted model, not a curated record. NCBI's taxonomy places the organism in Eukaryota, Metazoa, Chordata, Mammalia, Diprotodontia, Phalangeridae. Gene Ontology annotation, molecular function: oxaloacetate transmembrane transporter activity; thiosulfate transmembrane transporter activity; sulfate transmembrane transporter activity. The coding region runs from base 1 to 948 and encodes 315 amino acids. Gene Ontology annotation, biological process: mitochondrial transport; malate transmembrane transport; oxaloacetate transport. Gene Ontology annotation, cellular component: mitochondrial membrane.